GGAAAUUAGACUGCGCGUUAACAUAUCCAACCUUGACUCAAUAGCGCUAAGCCUUAUCAACAAUUUCACUAUUUGGAUCAGCCAAUGGAGACAAGACUGACCCCAUCCACCCACAACAUCACUGGCUAUAAAUAUCGAGCUGUGAUUGUCUCGUUAAUUAUCCUGCCUAGCCGAGUUUAGUCGGAAUGUCUAAAGUUAAGGUUGGAAUUAUUGGGGGUUCUGGAUUCGAUGACCCAAAUUUAUUCAAAAAAGUAGGAGUGCGACAAGUGACUACUCCGUUUGGAAAGCCGUCAGAUGCUCUUAUCGAAGGUUUUGUUGGAGAUGUUGCAUGUGUUGUGCUUCCCAGACAUGGUAAAGGACACUUAAUUCCGCCCAGCGAAGUCAACUAUCGCGCCAACGUUUGGGCGUUGAGAGAUCUCGGGUGUACUCAUAUAUUAGCUACCAACGCUUGUGGUAGUCUACAGGAGGACUUAGUACCUGGAGAUUUCGUUGUUCUCAAUCAGUUUUUGGAUAAAACUUGGGGUCGUGAAAAUACGUUUUAUGGAAGUAAACCUGAUUCAUUGAAAGGAGUCUUACAUAUGCCGAUGGCAGAACCAUUUUGUGAAAAAACACGUCAGAUGUUAAUCCAAGCGGCCAAAAAUAAAUCAAUAAAUGUUUAUGACAAAAAAACUAUGGAUAAAUCCGCCUGUAUUCAUCCAUGUGUACAUACUGAAGGUUCUGCAGUAACUAUCAAUGGUCCACGUUUUUCAACUCGUUGCGAAUCAUUUGUUCAUAAGGCAAUGGGAUUGGAUAUAGUUAACAUGACAUUAGUUCCUGAAGUUUCAUUGGCUCGUGAAGCUGGUUUAAGUUAUGCUUCUAUAGCAAUUGUUACAGAUUUUGAUUGUUGGAAAGCAGAUGAGGAACAUGUCUGUGUUGAUAUGGUUUUGGAACAGUUUCGCAAAAGUAUUGUUCACGUUAGAGAAAUUCUAUUAGAGGCUGUGGCAUUGAUUGGUGCUGAAGACUGGACAAAAACCAUUGAAGCAAAUAAGAUAUUAGUGACACUUCAUUCGCUAUCACAAUGUUAAACAAUUUACCUAAUUUCGUUUGUCUAAAAAUUCUGAAAAGUAUGUUUUGAACUAUACAAUAUUAUCAUAUAAGAUUCAGUCAGUAUCAUCCUCCAGACACGAACUCAAUACACACUGACAGAAUUUGAACACUUUAUGUCUGUUAAAUUGAGCUGUCUAUAAAAAGGCGAUAAAUAACCGUAAAAUGUAUUUGCAUCAAUAAAAACUGUCAUGUAAUAAAAAUGCCUUGAGUGUGAACAUACUACUAACUAAAAACCAUUGUUAAUAUUUGAUAGUCAACAUUUGUUAACACACAGUUAUAUAAAUUCGAAAGUGUAAGAUACAGUUUCAGCACAUGUCGGAUAAGGUGUUAUCUAUUUUAUUUGUUGUUAUUUUCUCAUUUAAACUUGUAUUAAUUAUCUGUUAUUGGGGGUCGAUAAACAGAUAUUAUGUUUUACGUAUGUGAUACUGUCAUGAAACUACGCUUAUUUGAAGUAGAAGUUAUUUGUGGUCAUUCCACCAUGGAAUCGUUUAAGAACUAAUAAUUUGUUGCAGCAGUUUUGUUAUCAAGGUUCAGAGAGUAGUCUCCUUAAAACAAUGUCUACCAAUUCUACAAACAAAACACUCCGUUAUUAUCUCAAGAUUGGCUUAUCUAAUUCAUUGACCAAGUACAUGUUCAUGUACCCGGUUUUGGACCACACUCUUUAUAAGGUCUAGUAACACCAAUUAUUCGAAAGUUUGAGUGUGCUGCAUUGGCUUAUUAAUUGAAGCGAUCAUCUUCCAACCAGUGGAUCUCAAAUCUCGACGUCACUGCAUCUAGUUUAGUUUGACCAACUGGAUUGUAUCACUAGGUCUGAUGUAAAUGAUGUGGCUCAUAGUAGUAAUAUUACUAAUUGCAUCAAUAAAGUUUCAAAACAUAAUUGAAGAUUGAGUUGGCUUAGUAUGAUUUAAAGAAUGAGUUUGAACUUAUCAAGUUGAAUUUAAUGUACUGAUUCUAGUUAUUGUUUGGUAAAUCGGAGAGGGGUUCAAUCAUUAAUGAACCAUUAGUGUUGGUUCAAUGGACUGUUAUUCUCAGUCAAC
This is a messenger RNA of Schistosoma mattheei, 2123 nucleotides long. NCBI's taxonomy places the organism in Eukaryota, Metazoa, Platyhelminthes, Trematoda, Strigeidida, Schistosomatidae. The record is from the annotation of a GenBank genome assembly.